Meriones unguiculatus (Mongolian gerbil) is the source of this 599-nucleotide messenger RNA. RefSeq names its product prostate and testis expressed 1 (gene Pate1). Lineage: Eukaryota; Metazoa; Chordata; Mammalia; Rodentia; Muridae. The record is from RefSeq and is a predicted model, not a curated record. The transcript is spliced from 5 exons. The coding region runs from base 19 to 396 and encodes 125 amino acids.
AACCUUUCGGCCUCCAAAAUGGGCAAGCCCCACUUAAUGAAAUGUCUCAUCUUACUCUGCUAUUUGAGGGUUUUCUCUGGGUCACUUUCAGGCGAUAUUAACAAAUCUGAUAAAGUACUGGUUCAUGAAAAUAACAAUGUUGUGGAAAUUGUGCAGUGCAGGAUGUGCCACCUGCAGUUCCCUGGAGAAGAGUGCUCCAGAGGAAGAGGAAUAUGUACUGCGACGGUAGAAGAGGCAUGCAUGUCUGGAAAGAUCUUCAGAAAGGAUGGUUCCAAAUGGUUAUACUUCAUGGGCUGCUUAAAGAACUGUGCUAAUGUGAAAAAAAUAAAGUGGGGCUCCUAUUUGGUGGACUUCAAGUGCUGCCGGGGCUACGACAUGUGCAAUGAAAAGUUUUAAAAGUUUCUGGGCCUUUUGUGCUCCAACAUCUGGGUGAUGAAAUGGCUUGUCCACAAUGACCUCUGAGGAUGACAUGACAGAGGAAGACUGCAAACAUAUGGCUCAGCCUUCUACAUGUGGGAAGAAAAGCACCCUUCUUCUAAGUUCCUUCCUGUUUCAAAACCAGUAAAAAGUGAAUAAAUAAAACUUUCUUACCAAGAUCA